Hippopotamus amphibius kiboko is the source of this 3705-nucleotide messenger RNA. RefSeq lists its product as uncharacterized. Lineage: Eukaryota; Metazoa; Chordata; Mammalia; Artiodactyla; Hippopotamidae. Bases 3427 to 3561 code for a protein of 44 amino acids. The transcript has 2 exons. The record is from RefSeq and is a predicted model, not a curated record.
CCUUAUCUGGUCAUUAAGGCGAGUUGUGAUUCCUUCUGUUUUUGAUUCCUCUGCUUCUAAAAAGCAGGAGGUUUGGAAGAGCUUCUUUCCCCAGAACAAAGUUUAUGAUCUGUCUGAUCAACUAAAUCAGUGUGGGUCCCAUACUUAUCAAGGACUUUUUACUUUAAGUAACUUAGUAAUUAGGGAGCAGCUUCCUGAGAAUGUAACCAUUCAAGGACAUGUUCUUAGUGGACGUUAUUAACUCUCAGACACUUCAAUGGUAGAUGCCUCCAGUUUUCUUCCCUGCCCAUCGUGGGCCCCCCCCAUCUAGCUGGUCCCACUGUGAGCAGCGGCAGCUUUGCUUCUGCCAUGUCCGGCAGCUCCCUCUCCCUGGUAAGUGCCACACGUGCUUCCCCAGCAGUCUGCUGUCACUCCCUGCUCGGCCUCUGGCGUUUGUUUUGCUAGAAAACACCCAGCCCCGUUUCAGUCCCUGGUCUGGUGACCUCAUCCCCCUCUGGUGCAGCUUGUUGAUGAUCUUGCAGUCCAGCUGCUACUCUUCCUGCAGGAGACUGUUAGGCUGUGGGCGGGAGCAGCAUGGGUGCUGGUGGAGAAGUUGGAAAUCUCCCUCCUGCUCCAUCCCAGCGUCUGGAGGAGUUAAGGCCAAGAAGGGGACCAAACUGAUGGUUUCAUAGCCCUUGCCCGAGUCUCCAUCCAAAUUAGCUGAUCCCCCUCUUUGCUGGGGGGCGAAAGUCAGUGUCCCUCCCAAGGUGUCAUUUCUGUUGUUCAUUAGUACCUGUACAUGUUUUCCUCACUUUUUUUCGCAGUGGAAUUCUAUUAGUGCAUUACAUGAGUGAAGCAGAAGUUCUGUAUUUUUUUAAAAUCUCCUUAAUGUCAGAAUAAGGGGUAGAAGAGGGAAUAUUUAGGAGAUUAGCUUCUCGUGGAUUUAAGUUGGCUUUGAUAUUCAGUGUUUGGAAAGGUCUUAAAUGAUUUCUGUUUUAGAAAUCCUUUUACAACUACUUGUUAUCCCAGGGAGAUUACUUUAUACCUUCCAGCCCCAGCCGUUGUCAGUCUUAGCUGCUUUAGAGGAUGAAAUGCAUCUUGUCCAUCAAGUGUUUUCGGCUCAUGGGAUUCAGUUCAAGUCCAGUCAGGUCUCCUUGGCUGGGGUUUUGUCCUGUGAACAGAUACUCAGUUGUGUCUCGUGUGUCUGCAUUCACUCGUGACUCUCUACUUGCUUGUUCCGAGCAUAGUUAGGUCAGCUCCUAAAAAUGCAUUCAGCAGAGGACUUCAAAACAUCAAUUGCUUCAUUUGUAUGCAAAUAGAAAGUGGUGGAUAAUUAUAUAUUAUACGCCUUUGUGUAAGUUCAUUUAAUACUUGUCUCAAAGGAGUGUGCCCUUACUGAGAAAAAGUGUAUGUGAAUGGUGCAUUUAUUCUGGGAGAGGGUGGAUUGUUUACAUCAUGUCUGGACUUUUGUCUAGUUGGGUAGACGGUUCUGCUACACCAGCAGUCCCACAAAAAAGAAGUCUUCGUAGAUAAAGAAGUCUACAUAGGCACUAUUUUGUGUCUUACUGUACACUUUUGAAUUUUAGCCAACAGAGAAAUAAGUAUUUGCACUGUAGUUUAACUGUGGAGCAAGAGACUAAUGGUUACAAGCAGAAGGAUUAAAAAUGGCACAUUUAAUUCUUGAGGAGAACUGGGAAGGGAAGAUCUCCAUGCGAUCGGCCACUGUAGCUCUGCCCUCACGGCAAGUGGGUUAUGAUUAAUCCGACGUGCAGUCUGUCUUUUGUUUUCAGUUGUAUGUUAAAGACUGACCUGUCACCUGGAGGAAGUGUUUGUAUUCAGCAGAGUUGAAUUCAAGAAGAAAUACUUUAAAAAAAAAAAAUACCAGAACGGAGUAUCUAAAGCAGCCAGGAAGAAGGAUUGUAAUAAAGAUGACAAGGCAGAGAAAUAACAGACAUCACAUAGACUAUGAACUACAGACAGACUGUGAAUUAUACUCUAGAGCCUGGUGUAUUAUAUUCAGUCAUAUGGUUUAUUGAUGACAUACUGUAGACAAGGGAGGAUGCUCUUUUAACAUCCAACAGAAAAAGGCAGUAAUGUACAAUUUCUCAGAUUCUCUUAUUUCUAAAUGAAUGUGUAUGAACUUCAAGCUACAUAAUGUUUCCCAGCUUCUGUUACUCCGUUGCUGUAAAAUACCCCAAAUUGGGUGGUGACUAGAGUCUGCAAAGGCUGGAACACAUACCUGCCUUGAGAUAUCCGUUUGAAGGAUGUGAGAAUUAUAGGGGAACAGAAUCAAGCCUAUUUUAAUAGCCUUUUUCAUCUGUUACUUUGUUGUGGGGCGAGGCUAUCAAUCUCAGCCGUACUUUCUUUCCUGUGACUCGGCAGGUCACAGAACCCUCCAGAUGACCAGUUCUCUGGGGGAGCAAUUACUACUCACGGGCUUCCUGCGCAGCUUGAUAAUGUUCUGCUUCUGUUUUCAGCCUGGCUGCAGCGGGGCAAUGAUUUGAUAAUAAGAGAUCCUGAUCAAAUUAGAGAGCCAUUUACUUCUGGAUGAUAAUGUUGAUGAAAGGGUUGAUGUCCACAGUGCCUGCUUGUUUAAAGGUCAAAGCAUAGUCUAACUAACUACAAACUACUACAAAAAGCAGAAGAAUCAGAAGCAGCGUAAAGUUUGCAUUUUCUUUUCCCUUCAUUGUCACAUCUGGGAGAGGGUCUGUUCUUUGUUGGCUGAAAUCCUGACUGGUGCUUUUUGCCUCAUAUUUGGAGGAGUUGGAAUUUGAAGUGGGCACUUUGGGAAGGUGACUAUAUAAUGAGUCUCUAACCUGGUAAAGUCUGUGAAUUAGAAUCAAGCCCUUGGGAGCUCUUGGUUCUCCGAGUUCCUGGUUCUCACACACACAAAUGCUCGAACUUGUGGGUUUUAAGACAACAGCUUUUGCUUUAGUUGGGCAUUCAUAAGUGAGGUUAUAUGUUCAGUGGUUCUUGUCUGAGACUCAAGAGUAGGAUGGGUCCGCUCUCAGUGGGGGUUUGUUAGAAUUUGGACUGUAUCCCACCUGCAGUGUUUAGAAAAGCAAGACAAGAGGGCCAUGAAAUCCCCCCAGUGUACCACUUGCUCAGCCCCUCUAAGUCAGGAGCUUUGCUGGCAACCUCAGAGCUCUGUGGGCUGUGGUGGUGACAGGCAGAGGGCGGGCAGGGUUGCCAGCGCCCCGCCUGGUCUGGGAUCGCCUGAGCGCAGCUCCGUGAGAGCUCAGGGACCACGUGGAGAUUGUGAUUGGUCUCUAGACCACACCUAGUUGGUGAGAGCAGCUGCUGCCUGAAAAUCCCUCAGCUCUGCUGACAUCGCUGGAGUGCACACAAGCCUACCUUCGGACACCAGACCAGAGAGGGACUGUGGAGCUGCCACGGUGGAGGAGUCGUGGAAACUUUGCUGAGUCCUCGGGCCUCCCGCGCAGAGCGAUGCCGGCCUCGACCACCAUCCACGUGCUGCAGCUGCUGCGGGAGCUGCUGGCCUUCGUGCUCCUCAGCUACACGGUGCUCAUCGGGGCGCUGCUGUUGGCGGGUUGGACCACCUACUUCCUGGUGCUGAAGUGACAGCGCCGCCGUCCCGGCUCGCCGGCCCGGCUCCCCGCCCCUCCCGCCUCCCUCCCCAGCCGCCUGCCCACCCGAGCGCCGCUCCGCCUCCGACCUCUGUGAACCCGCAGGCCCGCUAAUGAGAGAACGCUCCCGAAGCGAGGC